Molecule: messenger RNA, 2358 nt
Organism: Rhinolophus ferrumequinum (greater horseshoe bat)
Lineage: Eukaryota; Metazoa; Chordata; Mammalia; Chiroptera; Rhinolophidae
Gene: DPF1
Product: double PHD fingers 1
Exons: 12
Coding region: 288-1286 (332 amino acids)
Biological process (GO): nervous system development
Cellular component (GO): nucleus; nBAF complex
Source: RefSeq, a predicted model, not a curated record
CGCAGCCCUAAGAAUGAAUGAAAUCGUAGCGCGCUGGGCGGCCGAGCGGGCGGCGCAGGCCGGGCUGGGCCCGCGCGCGGCGGCAGCGGCGCCCCGGGCCGGAGGUGGCCCAGCCGAGCGGGCGAUGGCCACCGCCAUUCAGAACCCGCUCAAGUCGCGAGGACUUCUACCGCGAGGCCAUCGAGCACUGCCGCAGCUACAACGCGCGCCUGUGCGCCGAGCGCAGCCUGCGCCUGCCUUUCCUCGACUCGCAGACUGGCGUGGCCCAGAACAACUGCUACAUCUGGAUGGAGAAGACCCACCGCGGGCCAGGUUUGGCUCCAGGACAGAUCUACACAUACCCUGCCCGCUGUUGGAGAAAGAAACGGCGACUCAACAUUCUGGAGGACCCCAGACUCCGGCCCUGCGAGUACAAGAUCGACUGUGAGGCACCCCUGAAGAAGGAAGGUGGCCUCCCGGAAGGGCCAGUCCUUGAGGCUCUCCUGUGUGCUGAGACAGGGGAGAAGAAGAUUGAGCUGAAGGAGGAGGAGGCCAUUAUGGACUGCCAGAAACAGCAGCUGCUGGAGUUUCCACAUGAUCUUGAAGUGGAAGAUUUGGAGGAUGACAUUCCCAGGAGGAAAAACAGGGCCAAAGGAAAGGCAUAUGGCAUCGGAGGUCUCCGGAAACGCCAGGACACCGCUUCCCUGGAGGACCGAGACAAGCCGUAUGUCUGUGAUAUCUGUGGGAAACGGUAUAAGAACCGGCCUGGGCUCAGCUAUCACUACACCCACACCCACCUGGCUGAGGAGGAGGGGGAAGAGAACGCGGAGCGCCACGCCCUGCCCUUCCACCGGAAAAACAACCAUAAACAGUUUUACAAAGAAUUGGCCUGGGUCCCCGAGGCACAGAGGAAACACACAGCCAAGAAGGCACCUGACGGCACUGUCAUCCCCAACGGCUACUGUGACUUCUGCCUGGGUGGCUCCAAGAAGACAGGGUGUCCUGAGGACCUCAUCUCCUGUGCUGACUGUGGGCGAUCAGGACACCCCUCGUGUUUACAGUUCACGGUGAACAUGACGGCAGCCGUGCGGACCUACCGCUGGCAGUGCAUUGAGUGCAAGUCCUGCAGCCUGUGUGGCACCUCGGAGAACGACGACCAGCUGCUGUUCUGUGACGACUGCGACCGGGGUUACCACAUGUACUGUCUGAGCCCCCCCAUGGCAGAGCCCCCGGAAGGGAGCUGGAGUUGUCACCUCUGUCUUCGGCACCUGAAAGAGAAGGCCUCUGCCUACAUCACCCUCACCUAGGCCUGGCUCUGGCUCACCUGGACCUCUAGGCGGGUGCUUGCCCACUUGCCUCUCGGAGCUCCUCUACUCUCUCCCCAUCCUUAAUGCCCCACAGUGGGAGGCGGAGAGGGGGAGCCUGAGAGGGGGCUGGGCCGCCCCCUAACCUCUGUGCAAGUGGAAUGUUUGCCCUGUGGGUUGGUGGGUCCAGCAGGGCCCCUCUCCCUCCCUCCUUCCCCAUCCCUUGGCAAAUGGGCACCAGGGGCUUCUGCUCCCCUCAAAGCCAUACCCCGCCCUCUGGGCGGGCACGAGGGGUGGUGGAUACCAGCCCAGGGCACGGACCCAGCCUUUUUCUAAAGAAAAAGUCAAAAAGUUAAAAAAAAAAAAAGAAAUUAAUAUAUACAAAGAGUCCUAUAAGGCCUGGCUGGGUGGAGGGGCAUUGCUGAGCGCAUCCACUGGGCACCAGUCUGUGCCAGCUUCCUGCCUGGCAGCCCCUUCCCCCAGUUUCUGGAGCUGCAGCUGUCCCACCUUCCUAUCCCAGGUGGGUACCAUUCCCCCCUCUGCCCAGGGCAGGUGGGUGUGGUGUCCACCCCUCGCCCCCUCCUGGUGCCCACCGUGGAUACUGCAUGAUGUGAACCAUGGUUUUGAAUUCUAUUCCGGCCCCCUCCCUGAGAGCCCCACCCUGCCCACUCCGUGCCUGCCAUGGCCUCGGGCUUUGUUGCCGCCACUGCCACCGGUGGGGCAGGCGGGCCCCUGCCCAGCGCUUGCUGGGAUGAGAAGCACAGACUGCACCGGACUAGCUUUUCCUCCUCCCUCUGCCCUGAUCCCCACCGGCCAGGCCGGGCUGCCCCCUGCCCGCCUCGCUGGCUAUUUUGGGGGUAGCGAGGGGGCGUGGUUGUUUCUUGUGGUUGUGUGUGUUUGUUGUUCGGGUUAAAAAAAAAAAGGGAAAUUGAGACUGCAAGUGGGUGAGGUGGUGGGUUUGGGGGCUCUCCCCCAAUCCAGGCGUACCCGCCCCUUGUAAACAAGUCUCCUUUAUUGCCUGCCUCUGCUGUGAAUUAACUUGUUCUGUGUAUUAAACUGGGCCUGACCCCUCUGC